Molecule: messenger RNA, 931 nt
Organism: Xenopus tropicalis (tropical clawed frog)
Lineage: Eukaryota; Metazoa; Chordata; Amphibia; Anura; Pipidae
Gene: tmem220
Product: transmembrane protein 220
Exons: 7
Coding region: 111-665 (184 amino acids)
Source: RefSeq, a predicted model, not a curated record
GGGAGGCAUUUAAAGGGACAGCUCCUGCAGCAAAGAGCAGGAAACAGUUGACAAACUAGGAGGAUGUGACAGCUCGGUGUUAAUGAUUAGUCUAAACUGAGUGUGGAGGCAUGGAGGGGUCAGGUACGGAGCACAAGUGGCCCCCCGACUGCAGCUUUCUGGGAAAUUCUCUUUUCUGCCAUCAAAACAGAGAGAGGUUAUGGAGAACCUGCAAUUUUGUUAUGUUUGGGUUUUUCAGUCUGGCAGCCUACGUGCAAAUAAAUGACCCUGAUGCAGAAAUGUGGAUUGCCGUCUAUAUGAUCCCAGCGACACUGAUUCUCUUCGUCAGUAUAAAGCCGGACGUCACAGGUCAUGUGAUGUGGAAAUCGCUAGCAGAUCUGCAUGCAGCCGCGUGUGCGUUUGGCGCCAUCUACCUUUCCAGGUGCCUGUAUUUCCACACGACAAAGAGCAUCCUGCAUGAGGAGGAAGGCAGGGAGUUGUCAGGCCUGCUGAUAAUUGCGGGAUGGUUACUUCUCUGCAGGAAAUCACAACAGUCGUCGGUUGGUGGGAUCAGACUCAUGAUUGCAGUUUCGGUAUCAACAGCCCCAUUUUUAAUUUGGAUCUACAUUUAUAUCAACAAGGAAAUGCGGACGUCCUGGCCGCAGCACUGCAAAACCGUCAUCUGAUUGGUGCAAAGGUAACUUAGUGAGACACUAUGGGAUCUAGAUGUGCAGUUGAGAAGAUACAGCAUAGCGCAGAUUAAUAUUACACACAGCACCAAAGGCCGAGACAGAUCCGAACGCCAACCUGUGAGCUGUGGAACCCGGGCAGAGCCAUACAGGCACAUAUACCCUGUACUUUGCUAAUAAUUCCUCAGUGAGGAGAUACAAUAUCUAAUAUGUAUAUAUCCAUAUAUAUUAUAUAUAAUAAUAAAAACACACACCCUAUCUGU